This is a messenger RNA of Danio rerio (zebrafish), 2172 nucleotides long. The record is from RefSeq and is a predicted model, not a curated record. NCBI's taxonomy places the organism in Eukaryota, Metazoa, Chordata, Actinopteri, Cypriniformes, Danionidae.
CAAACAUCCUUGCAGAAGUCUCUUUUCUCUUGCUGAAAAGUCCAGCCUAUGUGCAAUAAUUUAAAAAACUAGAUCCAUUUUUAGAUUUUGUUGGUUUGUUUCAGGGUGAAAACGGUUCUUCAGGAUGUGGCUGCUGAUUAUUUGGGUCUCCGUCUUGAUUUGGGCUGCAGGAACGUUCUGGUUUCUGUUCAAAAAACCGAGUCCGUUUUCUGCUUCAUCGGUGAGGCCUGCAGAACCGUUAGAGCUGGACCAGAAGAAGAGAGAUAAAGUGCUGAAACAAGGAUUUACCAAGGAAAAGAUUCCAGCGAAUCUUGAUGCGAUUAUAAUAGGAAGUGGGAUCGGAGGAAUGACGGCUGCAGCCACAAUGGCCAAAUCAGGGAAGAAAGUUCUGGUUUUGGAGCAACACGACGUGGCAGGAGGCUGCUGUCACACUUUCACUGAGAAGGGCUUCGAGUUUGAUGUGGGGCUCCACUACUUCGGUCAGCUGCAUGAAAACGGUCUGCUUAAGGUUGCGAUGGACCAGAUCUCAGAGGGUCAGCUGGAGUUUGUGGAGCUGCCGCAGCAUUUCGACAGUAUUGUGAUUGACGAUAAAGGCAAACGGAGAGACUACCCCAUCCUGAGCGGCCGGGUGGAGAUGGAGCAGAACUUGAAGAAACUCUUCCCUAAUGACGUGAAAGCCGUGGAGGAGUUCUUUAAGGUCAUGAAGCUCACAGCCAGGAAAACUCCUCUGAUGGCCAUCCUGAAGAUCAUCCCACAGUGGUUUGCUCUCUUUCUGAUCAAAAGUGGCAUCGCUAACCUGAUCUCGUCCAUCUUUCGGCUCUCAGACUUCAACGCUACUGAGAUGAACUACAAACUGACCAGCAACAAGGACUUGCACCUGAUCUUCUCCUAUUUCUUCUAUGGUGUUGCUCCUAAAGAGUCCAGCUUCAUGAUCAAUGCUCUGAUGCUGCACCACUUCAAGCGUGGAGCGUAUUAUCCUAAAGGGGGCGCCAGUGAGAUCCCCUUCCACGUUACUAAAGUCAUACAGAAAUAUGGCGGCAGUGUGCUGGUCCGGGCCCCUGUGAGCCGAAUUCUGGUCGAUAACAAGGGAACUGCAUAUGGAGUGACGGUGAAGAAAGGUGAAGAGCAUGUAGAAAUCCGAGCUCCUGUCAUCAUCUCCAACUGUGGGAUUUUCAAUACUUUCCAGAAGCUUUUACCUACAGAAAUACAAACCAAGCCAGAGAUUCAGAGUCGUCUGGACAUGAUGAGGCCUGGUAAAGCAUCGUUCCUCCUCUUCUCUGGCUUUGAUGCCACUCAGGAAGAGCUGGGCAUCACGGCCACCAGCACCUGGCUCUUCAAAUCCAACGACAUGGAUGGCAUGAUGGAUGAUUUCUUCAGUAUGAGUAAAGACGAGGCUCCAGAGAAUGUUCCUAUGGUUCUCAUUACUUUCCCUUCAGCCAAAGACUCACAGACAUCACAGAUAAGACACCCAGGAAAGUCCUGUAUGACCAUCCUGACCAUGGUGAAUUAUGAAUGGUUCGAGGACUGGAAGGACACGCGAGUGAGGAAACGAGGAGACGAUUAUUUCAGCUAUAAGCAGAGAUUUGCAGACCAUAUCUUUAACUGGGCUUGCCAACAUUUCCCCAAACUCAAAGACAAGCUGGUGUAUCAGGAGGCAGCGACUCCUCUGACUAACAUGCAUUACCUCAGCUGUAACCGAGGGGCCAUUUACUCAGCAGAUCACAAUCUGGAGCGCUUCUACGCUGAGGCCAUGGCUCGAAACCGCUGCGAUACGCCUGUCAAAAACCUGUAUCUGUCAGGUCAGGAUAUAUUCAGCUGUGGUAUCGCCGGGGCUUUGCAUGGUGGUCUCCUGUGUGCGUCUACCGUCCUGAACUACCCGGUGUACAUCGACCUCUAUUUGCUCAAGAAGAACCUCAAAUGGAGGAAAGCCAAGGAGACGGCGAAACUGGCGGAGAAGAAGCAGCAGUGAUGAAGAAAGCAGAUCUGCGCAGGCAAACUAAUGCACAUUUCCACACACAGCUAAAUCUACUCAGUCCAGAGAAUAUUUGGUCUCCCUUUAAAUAAGAGCAAACAGGUUGGUCAUAAGUAAAUCUGCUGUUUGUGGAGGUGCUUAUGAUCCUGAUUUUGAGAGAUUCAAUGUGUUAUAUUUCAGCUGAUUUCAUCUAAGGCCGU